CAUACAAGAAGCCGCCCCUGUGUUUCUCUUUGUCUCUCAAAAAAAUCAAAAACAAAAUAAAAAUAAAAUGCAGAGCAACGCAUUUCUUCUCUCUCCUCCCCAUUGCUCCUCCUCCUCCUCCUCCUCAUCAACAUGGUAUCUUAGACACACAGAUUCCAUACAUCGAUACCCUAAUUUUAGAUUGAAUUCAUUUCCGCCCAAAAGAAAAUCCGUUCAUGGAGUUUCUAUUCCUUCAUCAUCUACUACUUCCCUUACAUAUUCAUCAUUAUCUGCGUAUUCUAAUUCUUGUAAAUGGAAUACUAAUACAUCUAAAUCUGGUAGACAUUUUAGAUGUAAUGACGCAAUUAAAAGUAUACAUGAAACGCCACCACCACUAUCACCAUCAUCAUCAUCGUCUAGUAAUAGUUUGAGUCAGAGAUUGGAGCUUGGAGUAUUAUUUUGUUUAUGGUAUGUUUCAAAUAUCUACUUCAACAUUUUUAAUAAACAGGUGUUGAAGGUUUAUCCCUACCCAGUAACCAUUUCAUUAAUUCAGUUCGCCAUAGGCACGCUUCUUAUUCUAAUCAUGUGGUCGUUUAAUCUGUACAAAAGACCUAACAUCACUAAAUCACAGCUUGUGGCAAUUGUGCCAUUGGCGAUAGUGCACACAAUGGGAAACCUUUGUACAAAUAUGAGUCUUGGGAAGGUGUCCGUUUCUUUCACGCAUACAGUUAAAGCUUUGGAGCCUUUCUUCUCAGUUAUCAUCUCAGCGUUAUUCCUGGGAGAGGUUCCAACAGUUUGGGUACUUUCCUCCCUUGUUCCAGUUGUUGGUGGAGUAGCAAUGGCUUCACUUACUGAAGACUCAUUCGAUUGGGUUGGGUUUUGGAGUGCAAUGGGAUCCAACUUGGCUAAUCAAUCACGUAAUGUAUUCAGCAAGCAAUUCAUGGUUAAGAAAGAGGAAUCUCUGGACAACAUAACUCUUUUCUCUAUGAUAACAAUCUUAUCCUUUGCACUGAAUGUCCCCCUGACGCUUUGCAUGGAAGGUGUUAAGUUUUCUCCUUCAUUCCUGCAGUCUGCUGGCUUAGAUGUUCGAGAACUAUGCGUGAGGACUCUUCUAUCUGGACUUUGUUUCCACGCUCAUCAACAGAUUGCUUAUAUGAUAUUGCAGAGGGUAUCCCCUGUCACCCAUUCAGUUGGAAACUGUGUGAAACGAGUAGUAGUCAUUGUGUCAUCAGUUCUCUUUUUUAAAACACCCGUCUCACCCAUCAAUUCUAUAGGAACUGGGAUUGCUCUUGCGGGAGUCUUCCUUUAUUCAAGAGUGAAGCAGAUUAAUAAGCCAAAGAGAAGUGAAUAACAAUUUUGACUCUUGUUGAGUUUAUUGGAAAAACUCAAUGUAAUUCACAUGAUGAGUGAACCAAAUUGUAUGUUAAACAUAGAUUUAGGGCAAUUUUGAGGAUAAGAUCACACUCAGUCAUCUCUUCAUCAAUUCUUUAUUGAGACUGGCAAGAGUUCUUAUAUUUUCUCAGCCCAUGAGAUGUUUUGACAGUUUUCCCUUUGCCAAACUUUUGUCAUUGGCUUCAGACUACUUUUGUUUGAUCAUGUCGGUUUGGUAUUUUUGAAUAAAUGCAAAUGUAUGUGUACCAUCAAACAGAAA
Papaver somniferum (opium poppy) is the source of this 1630-nucleotide messenger RNA. RefSeq names its product triose phosphate/phosphate translocator, non-green plastid, chloroplastic-like. Gene Ontology annotation, molecular function: antiporter activity. Bases 68 to 1330 code for a protein of 420 amino acids. NCBI's taxonomy places the organism in Eukaryota, Viridiplantae, Streptophyta, Magnoliopsida, Ranunculales, Papaveraceae. Gene Ontology annotation, biological process: transmembrane transport. The record is from RefSeq and is a predicted model, not a curated record. The transcript is spliced from 8 exons. Gene Ontology annotation, cellular component: membrane; Golgi apparatus.